Messenger RNA from Monodelphis domestica (gray short-tailed opossum), 1062 nucleotides. RefSeq names its product glycoprotein hormone subunit alpha 2 (gene GPHA2). The record is from RefSeq and is a predicted model, not a curated record. Gene Ontology annotation, biological process: cell surface receptor signaling pathway. Gene Ontology annotation, molecular function: hormone activity; thyrotropin-releasing hormone receptor binding. Gene Ontology annotation, cellular component: extracellular region. Lineage: Eukaryota; Metazoa; Chordata; Mammalia; Didelphimorphia; Didelphidae.
CCGGCCCGGCUCCUUGCUCCGGGCUUCUCCGGGAGGCAUCCCAGCAGGCAGCCCCAGGCCUCUGUUUCCCCACGUGUAACAGGAGCCCCCUCGGCUCCGCCCCCUGGGCCGUCCUCAGCCAAUGGCCCCCCUUCCUCCCUUUCAGGGGGCUCCUCGGGGAGGAGGGGGCGGGGAGCCGAGCCCUGCUGGAGGGUGUGGCCCCAAAGCCGGGGAGGGAUAAAAGCCGAUCACGGCCCCAUUCCGGAGACCGUCGAGGAAGGACCGAGGCCGCGUCCGGACCGCUUCUGGGAGUGAAGCCCGUGGCCAUGGCAGUGCCCAGCGCUUGGCUCGUCCCCCUGCUGCUCCUGGCGGCCGCCCGGGCUCAGGGCCCCGAGGCCGGGGUGCCCGGCUGCUACCUGCACCCCAUCAACGUGACGGUGCGGAGUGACCGCCAGGGCACCUGCCGGGGCUCCCACGUAGCGCACGCCUGCGUGGGCUACUGCGAGUCGAGCGCCUUCCCCUCCCGCCACUCGGUGCUGGCGGCCAGCGGCUUCCAGCACAACAUCACGUCCGUCUCCCAGUGCUGCACCAUCAGCCGCCUGCAGAAGGUGAAGGUGGAACUGCAGUGCUCGGGCAGCCGGCGGGAGCGGCUGGAGAUCUUCACGGCGCGCGCCUGUCAGUGCGACAUGUGCCGCCUGUCCCGCUACUGAAGGGCCCCGGAGCCCCCCAGCCCUGUCCCGGCCCCGGGGGAGCCCCAAUAAACCGAGCAGCUCUGCAGUUUCUCUCUUUAUUCAACCCACCCCCAAGAGUGGGAAGGGGGAGCAGGGCGUGAUUGGUGUGGGACCCCCUCCCCAGGACCUCGGGAGCCCCCUCUCCCUGCCCAUAAAUAAAAAGAGGAAGAAGUUUUGCAGGGGGAGGGGGCACCCCAAGACUGAGGCUGGGGGAGGGCAAUAAAUAUAUCCCGGAGGCCGUGGGUUGGGCAGGGAGAGGGAGGGCCCUCGCGCUGGCACGAGGUGCUCCCAGGGUCCUGGGGAGGGGUCCGGGGUCUGUGGGGGUGACGUGGGAGGGGUGAAGCUACCGGAG